Messenger RNA from Penicillium chermesinum, 753 nucleotides. Its product is annotated as DUF5315 domain-containing protein. The record is from RefSeq and is a predicted model, not a curated record. The transcript has a single exon. Lineage: Eukaryota; Fungi; Ascomycota; Eurotiomycetes; Eurotiales; Aspergillaceae. The coding region runs from base 1 to 753 and encodes 250 amino acids.
AUGGAUUCCUCACGAAAGCAUGCAGGCACACAGCGGCAGCCACCACCAUCCCUAUUCCAAAGGCCUCCGUCUCGUAAUGCUUCCAAUCUAUCUCUCGCAGUUCCUCCAGCCUCAACACUUGCUACGCCAAACAGCCAACAGCCAUCACUGCAGCGCGACUCAACCACCAAUAGUAAUGAAAGCACCCGCAGCUAUUCUCCAUUUGCCACACGCCGCGCAUCCAAGAAUGAUGUCGACGGAUCAGACGCCAUAUGGCAAGAGAUGCAGAGCGCAUUGUCUGAGGUGGAGCUGAGCGCCAUGACGAUCGAGCAUGUCUUCGGCGAGAAACAUUCACAGGCCUUGGAAGAUCUACGCAUGAAGCAGUUGAAGCUAGCCCAAGCCUGGGCGCGCAGUGAGGCUGAAGACGAAGUAGUUGAUUCCAGCCGAAACACCGCAGAUGACGAUGGGACUCUACGGCGGGCAGACGCUGAAACUAUCCCCGACAAUACCUCAACUGACAAAAAUCCCCUCCGGGAUCGGAUCUCGCCCGGUAAACUGGAUGAGGAAACUGCGAAGGAUAUCGAGCUAGCGCGGAAACGGCGCCUGGCGAAUGACCGUUAUUUCGAACGAGUCAACCAGGGCGUGUUGGAUGUGGUUGAGAAGCUGCAGGAAGUAUCACAAGCUAUGCGGACUGUGGAGCGAGAAAGUAAGGAUAUCUGGAGUGACUCGGAAAGUGUGACAACGGAGGCUCCUUCCUCGGCUGCUGAACUAUAA